Molecule: messenger RNA, 522 nt
Organism: Puccinia graminis f. sp. tritici CRL 75-36-700-3
Lineage: Eukaryota; Fungi; Basidiomycota; Pucciniomycetes; Pucciniales; Pucciniaceae
Exons: 3
Coding region: 64-522 (152 amino acids)
Source: RefSeq, a predicted model, not a curated record
AUAUUGAUUCAACUAUUUGUUCGAAUAUUCAAACUUCGUAAUUUCUUUACCCCAUCAGUCGCAAUGAACCCCCAGCCUACAAUUCGACGCCUCUCCCUCACUGGAUCAAAGUAUCAAUCUAAGCCAAUCUUGAGAUGGAUUUGGCUGCUAAUGGCCACUGGAACUGUAGUAACUAUGCUACAUUUUACCUCCAAGACUUCUCAUCAACACGCGCCGGUUUCGUCUGUUGCCAACCAGCGGGCUGGUCAACCUCUGGAGAGCCCCCUUCCAAGUGACUUUGAAGAUACUCUCAAGCUCAUCACCGACCAUUUCAAAGUCCAUGGGCAUAUUGGCUCGUCUAUCAAGCUUAUAAAGAGAUCACCUCAAGGUCCAGCUACAAUUACUGAAAACCCGGAUGCUACUACAGUAAAUGUCACUAAGGGUAACGCUCCACUGGUGAUAUACGUCGAGGACGCAAAGGACUCCACAACACAUGUGGUAACCAUCGUAAGCGUAUUGAUCGCACCUCUCCAAAAGAAGUGA